Stylophora pistillata is the source of this 1323-nucleotide messenger RNA. RefSeq lists its product as uncharacterized. Lineage: Eukaryota; Metazoa; Cnidaria; Anthozoa; Scleractinia; Pocilloporidae. The record is from RefSeq and is a predicted model, not a curated record.
CGUGCGUUUUUUUUCGUGAGAGGAAAAUAGCGUAGAAACGAUGAGAAUGAUUGUGAUUUUAAUCACUACGUUGGCAAUUGUGCUUCAAUUAACAGCGGUUACACAAGCGGUGAAACAAGAAGACCAUUUUCAAGGCAUUGAAUGGCAAAAACUACCUUUCGAAUAUAUCAACGAAGACAAGACCGUCCUCGGAACUUGGAACGAAAAGGAAUAUGUGAUAAGGAUUCAAAUAUCGUCGCUGGAGCUGGAUAUGAAACUAGUUUUCCCCAAAAGCUCCAAAGAUUUUAACGGUCCACCUUUUGGGAAUGAUCCACCGAACCUUGGAAAGAUCCUUAAGUGCAAAGAGUUACCGGAAUAUCCUGUGAACAUGACAUGUUCUAAGUACCAGGUCUACAAACAGAAAGAACCAGGGUUUAUAACGCAGGUGGUAACCAUGACGGUGAAAAACGCGUGGAGCCCUAUGCUGACAACGAUGGUAAAAGCUUGGAAGACCUGCUUCAACGGCAUUGGAACAAUGGUUAAUAAGACUUGGAACGGACUAAAAAGGAUAGCAGAUUUGGAUGGUGAAAUGUUAAAAGGAAUAGUGAAUUGGUUCGGUAUUAUUUGGAAAGGAUUGAUGGAUUGCAUCGGUAAAAUUUGGAACGGACUGAGAGGGUUGGCGGAAUGGAUUUUUAUAACGGUGAUGUGGGCGGAUGAAUGUGUGUACAAAGGAAGUUUGUGGGCGGUCGAGUGGUACUGGGACAGUACUGAAUGGUUGACGGAGUUGGCUUGGAACGGAAUGGAAUGGGUAAGAGAUCAGACUGAUUGGUUGGCCGGCGUCGCAAAGGAAAAUGCAUCAUGGUUAGCUAAGAAAGCAUGGAUUGGAUUGAAACGGUGGGCCGAGUGGGCAUGGGGGGAGGCGAAACGGUUAGCGGACUGGUUAUGGACAGAGAUUAAAAGGAACUGUAAACCGUUUGAACCUGGGUUCGAGUGUGCUUUGGAGACAGUUGAAUUUCUCAUCAAAUUUUACAAAGAAUUUGUUCACGAACAUCUAUUGAAAAUUCAAGUCAAAAUUAUUAUCUCGAGCUGGCGUGAAACUGGUUAUACGAUAUUAGCCGUAUUGGUAAUGAACUGUGUGGCGGUGGCUGUUUACAAGUUGAUUUAGGGGCCCGUGAAGUUGAUCUCGCGAAGAUGGCAAGCUUACAAAGAAUGGAAAGAAGCUGAAGAAGCUUCCUGGAGAUUGCCACCAAGGCGUCAGUCUCAAUCAAACAAACGAGUCUGGGAAAAUCCCAAGAAGAAAAAGCUUUACAGGCAUAAAAACUAAAAGAUUCCAUAUGAUUUCAU